Molecule: messenger RNA, 1797 nt
Organism: Pseudogymnoascus verrucosus
Lineage: Eukaryota; Fungi; Ascomycota; Leotiomycetes; Thelebolales; Thelebolaceae
Exons: 3
Coding region: 77-1207 (376 amino acids)
Biological process (GO): nucleotide-excision repair, DNA damage recognition; nucleotide-excision repair involved in interstrand cross-link repair; base-excision repair
Cellular component (GO): nucleotide-excision repair factor 1 complex
Molecular function (GO): damaged DNA binding
Source: RefSeq, a predicted model, not a curated record
CACAACCUUAACUUUAACUUCUCAGCUUCACAACACUGAACAUAACGCCAUAAACACCGCAUAUAUCAACCCCGCCAUGGCCGACCCAUCGCGCCCUUCAACUCCUCCGCCCGCCUCCUCUAACCCUCCCCAACGCACCCCAGAAGCAGCCCGCCGCCUGGAAGAACAGAGACUCAAAGCCAAGUCUCUCUAUGACCGCCGCCGUCUCGCCGCCGCCUCCGCAGGCUCAGACCCUUCAACAACAACCACAACAACUCCCUCCGGCUUCCUUGCCUCCCCACUCAAACGCCCCGCCGCCGCUAUCUCAACCAGCGCAUACGCCUCGUCCGUCCCUUCGACGUCGCGCGAUGCGCGCGCAGAUACAGCGGGGGAACCGAGGAUAGAGGCAGCGAGGAAGUUUAGGAAGUUCGUAGAUCAUGAUUUCAGCACUGUGGUGGAUACGAAGGGAGGUUUUCUGGCGGAGGAAGAUGGAGGGGUGGGAAGCGCGGGGAGGGGGAAUAUGGGCGGUGAUGGAGGGGAUGGAGGGAGACCUGCGCAUAUGACGCUGGCAGAGUGGGAGAGGUUGCAAUUGAAAAAGUCGCUGCAGCGCAGGAAGGAAGGACCGUUUGAGCCGGGGCUGAGUGUGUUGGAGGGAGGAGAGAGGAAGAAGUGUAGGGAAUGCGGGAGUUGGGAGAUAGAUUGGGUGUGGGAGGAGGUGUUUGGGACGGAAGUUUGCGCGAGGUGUAAAGAGAAGUUCCCGGAGAAAUACAGCUUGUUGACCAAGACGGAGGUGAAGGAUGAUUAUCUCCUGACCGAUCCGGAACUCAAGGAUCCCGAACUCCUCCCGCACCUGUCCAAGCCCAACCCGCAUAAAUCUCACUGGCACGACAUGAUGCUCUUCCUGCGGUACCAGGUUGAGGAGUAUGCGCUCGGGCCCUCGAAAUGGGGUUCGGCAGAAGCUCUCGACGCCGAGUUUGCGAAGCGUGAGGCGGAUAAGAAGAAGCGCAAGGAGGAGAAGUUUAAGUCGAAGCUCACAGAACUGAAGCGGAAGACGAGGGCGGAGCAUUAUAGGCGGGCGGCGAGGGAAGGGGGAGCGGGGGGCACGUUUGGGGAUAAGGUUGGCGGAGGGAGGCAUGAGCAUGAGUGGGGAGCUACGGUGGAGGAUGCGGGGAGGACGGUCAGAGCGUGUGUGGAGUGUGGGAUGGAGGUGGAGGAGGUGGAGUUGUAACUCCGGGGAACUGGUAUGGGAUUCGUAUUUCAAUGCCUGUUAUGCGCUGGUGCAUCUAGGGAUCGCCCUAAUAAUGUUGGGGUUGAGAUCCUAGUUUCGCAGAACAGGAAGGAACUGAUGCAUGGAUAUCACCAGUGAGGUAUUGCUGCAUGUCCGCACGGCAGAGGUGUUAUUUCCACCAUCUCCUGAAAUGACAGGGGGCUCUUGACGGUCCCUGCUACGUGUCCGCACGGCAAGAUAUGGUGAUGGGCCGCGACUUACAUCACUCUUGGAAAAUAUCAAGAUAAUGAAUCGGGAAGACACCUACGAGUAAUAUGCCGGUGAUAUUCUUACCAGCCUACGAGGCGCAAAGAGAUCUUCGAAACAGAAAUUUCUAUCGCUAGGUCUGAGUUGAUGCAUAACGGCAUGUCGAAGCAGGCACAACCAUGGUUGGCCUACUGUAGAUAUACAAUACGACGUCGCGGGAAAAAGGAAAACUGUACCUUGUAUGAUACUUCCGACUCUUAUAUAGCUCUAGACUUAACUUGGGGUUGAUGGGGAUGCACGAGUAUCGCCGUGGUGACGACAUGUACAUAUUGGAGUGCGGGGAA